AUGGCUCCGAUUAAAAGCGCGGAGCUACCACCUUUCUCGGUGGUCUAUUCGAAGAAGUAUUUUGUAAUGAAGCAGCUUGUACAAGGGGCGCCAAAGGGGAGCAAGCCGUUACAGGUUACCACUGCGCAGGGGUGUCAUCAUUGCGUGGCUGCCUUCUACUCUGCUGCCCGGCGCCAGCUGGCGGUGUUUGUGGCCAAUCAAGACGGGGAUGAUUACCCGGUGUCAUUGGCCAUUGAUUCUUUCGCAGCAGAGAAUUCAGCUGCUCCUGUACAAGUCAAGAUAGGCUGGUCCAAUCCGAUGGCGGAUAUUUCUCGUCAGCCUGACUCCGCAGCUCAGCCGUUGGAUCCCGUCCUCGUGGAGGGAGCGCUUUUUUUCCGGCCAGAGGAGGGGGGGGAGGCGGAGAUUGCGCAAGGCGCAAAAGCUGCUGCGGAAAACCUGCAGCAAAAGCAGGAGCAGCAAGGCGCGCAAAAUUACCGUUUAAACGGGCGUGACGUGGCGCACAGGGACGGUGCAUGGUCCUUUCGUUUGAACCACAGCAACGCGGGUAGAACAAGCGAGGCGGGUGAAGCAGGAAGCACGGGAGCGGAUUUAGGCGUGCAAUUGCGAUCAAUCAACGUGAGAACGACCCGGAACAGAAACACCCCCCGUACUAGCUGGGAGCGGCAGGAUGGCUCUACCCUCGACUCGUCGUCUUCCCCUGACAGCGCGUCCCCGUUUGGAACUGCUUCGGUUACAGCAACGGAGGCUGGAGACUCCCUAGCGGUGUACCAACGAGCGGUGGCUAAGCUAGUGGCGUUUGGGUUCAACGGGAAGGAGAUUAACGACCAUGCUCGCCGCCUCAUCGCAUUGGGUGCGGGCGGUGUUGUCCUCUUCGCCCGCAACUUCUCCGAUCCCCGCCAGCUGGCCUCUUUCUGCGCCGACCUCAAGCGGGCGGCGUUCCCUCGGCGUCUUCUCAUCAUGGUGGAUCAGGAGGGCGGCAGAGUCACGCGCCUCGGCCCGCCCUUCACCUGCAUCCCCGCCGCCCGCACCAUCGGCUUUUCCCGAAACCCUAAUCUCGCUCGGGCGGCUGGCCGUGUCUUGGGGCGGGAGUUAAGAUCGGUUCAUAUAGAUAUAGACUUAGCUCCUGUACUAGAUGUAGAUACUAACCCUGACAAUCCAGUUAUAGGGGCUCGGUCGUUUAGUCGGGACCCGGGUGUUGUCUCUCAGAUGGGGUACGAGCUUAUAAGGGGUAUGCAAGGGGAGGGGGUGGCAGCGUGUGUGAAGCAUUACCCAGGGCAUGGGGAUACAUCGAUCGAUAGCCACCUGGCGCUUCCCUAUUCGUCGCACGAUCUCAGCCGGCUUGAAUCUGUGGAGCUGGUGCCGUUUGCGCGGGCGGCAGUGGAUGCUGACGUGGCAGCAGUGAUGGUCGCCCACGUGGCAGUGCCUGCACUUGCCACGUGGCAGCCUCCCCCUUCCAUGGAGUACCUCCCAGAGAGUGUGAAACGUGUCAUCAGUCCACGGUGGGAUCUGUUUUCCCCGUACAGGAGGCGAAAGCAGUGGGACGAGGCGAGGAGAGAAGCAGAAGCAACCUUGGGAUUGCCGCGAUCGCUCUCUGAGUCUGACCUGAGGGGUUCUGGCAGUGCUGGUGAUAAGAGUAGCCAUGACAGCAGUAGAAAUAGCAGUAACAGUUGUGUUACCACUGGAGCUGACACAGUCAAAUCCCCAUCAACCACACAACAGCCACACCAGCAGCAGCCUAUUCCUCCCACCAACCACCCCGCCCCAUCCCCCAACCCCUCCCCACUGGCUGCCUUCGGCUCUUCUCUCCCUGCCACUCUCUCCCCCGGUGCCCUCUCCUACCUUCGUAUGGAGAUUGGUUUCGAAGGCGCCGUGUUAUCAGAUUGCCUGGAGAUGGGGGCGAUAGUGAAGCAUGUGGGUGUGGGAGAGGCAGCAGUGCUGGCUGUAGCAGCAGGGGUGGAUAUGGUGUUGGUCUGCCACACGGAGACCAGACAGGCAGAAGCUGUUGAUGCGCUGGCGCACGCGCUACAGUCCGGGCGGCUCUCAGUGAAAAGAUUCCGGGCAGCUUCCCGGGCAGUUGAUGCGCUGGCGCGAGUGUUUUGGCGGCCGCCCCCGCCCGAGGGGAGUGAGGUGGAGGAGAGGUAUUGGGAGGAGGAACAGCGGGUGGUGGGGUGUAGGGAGCAUAGGGAGGUUGUAGCAGAGAUAGAGCAUGAGGCGUUGGCGCGGGGAGAGGGGGAUGAUUGGAAGGAGAAGGAGAGGAGGGAGGGUGGUCGGCGGUGUACUAUAUCGUAA
Messenger RNA from Closterium sp. NIES-65, 2289 nucleotides. Lineage: Eukaryota; Viridiplantae; Streptophyta; Zygnematophyceae; Desmidiales; Closteriaceae. The record is from the annotation of a GenBank genome assembly.